Molecule: messenger RNA, 967 nt
Organism: Symbiodinium sp. CCMP2456
Lineage: Eukaryota; Dinophyceae; Suessiales; Symbiodiniaceae
Source: the annotation of a GenBank genome assembly
AUGCCAGCCAAGACCUACGGGAAAAAAGCCAAGAAGCAUAAGAUCAUCACUAGCCUUUUCGAAGCUUGGGCUAGGGAUUUGAUGACUUUGUUCACGGACGGCUUCGACUACGAAACUGCUGGUGGCAAAACGACGAAAUUGUUUGCCGCUUGUGUUGGCUGCAAAGGAGACUGGCCGGCGCUCAAUUUGGCUGGAAAUUUGGAGCGUCAUUUUGGCCGUGUGGAGAAGGCUGGUGCUGGCAAACCAUGCCCGGGUAUCUGCCAUUUAUGUCGGGCAGGAAUGCCAAAAUAUCCGUGGCACGAGUUUGGCCCAAGAGCCAAAUGGAAUCUGGAUCGGGGAGAAGUGCCCGUUCUCUUACGAGAUCUUGGUUUCUAUGGAGAAGACAUCGGGGUGGAGAAGUUUUGCGAUGAACUUUUCGAAGAGUUGAAAAUCUUUGCUGCAAAUCACAAACUGAGCCUACACAUGAUUCAUCUGAGCAAGACGCUGCUGGGUAUCGAGAAGUCUGCCCACUUUCCACAAGGGCACUGGUUCAAGGGCAGUGACACCAGUGUGUUUAUCAAGUUUCUCGAGAAUAAGUUUAGCCGACUUCUUGCCGAUGACGAUUGCGACGAUGGAUUUUUGGAAUGCGUUUGGCAAGCCCUACACAAUGCCGAUUGUUUCCUUCGCGUGCUGUACAAUAGCGGGCUCUGGCUCUCGAAGCAGGACGCCCUCCAAGCCAGCGACUAUGGUUUGGAGUUCUCUCGCCACUAUACGAAAGCGGCCACCAUUUCGUUUGGUCGUUCUCUUCCUCGAUUCCAGUUUCAGCCGAAGUUUCACAUGCACAGUCACGUAACGGAAACGUUGGCAGAGCAUGCCCGUCAAUUCGGGUAUGCUUUGAACCCACUUGUAAACAGUUGCCAACAAGAUGAAGAUUUUGUUGGGCGCAUAGCUAGCAUAGCUAGAGUACAGCAUGCUCGCACGCUGAACC